Molecule: messenger RNA, 2938 nt
Organism: Aspergillus welwitschiae
Lineage: Eukaryota; Fungi; Ascomycota; Eurotiomycetes; Eurotiales; Aspergillaceae
Product: NCBP1 family protein
Exons: 7
Coding region: 142-2691 (849 amino acids)
Biological process (GO): nuclear-transcribed mRNA catabolic process, nonsense-mediated decay; mRNA export from nucleus
Cellular component (GO): nucleus; nuclear cap binding complex
Molecular function (GO): mRNA binding; RNA cap binding
Source: RefSeq, a predicted model, not a curated record
CGCGACGGCAAUACCGCUAAAGAGCUCCUCACUGCCGCUGUCCUUAGAAGCCGUGCUGGCUACAGCUUGAAUUGGCUCCCAAUAUCAUCUAGAGACAGUCGUUGCGCAAGACUGCUCGUGUGGACGUAAGGCCCGCUAGCGAUGGCCGACUACGAACGCCGGCCUCAUGGCCCCAGGGGUGGUGGGCGCAAGAGGCGCUACAGAGAAGAUGAUGACUAUGACCGCCGCCAGAGGCGUCGUUAUGAGGAGCCGCUUGUUGUCAAGGUCCGGAGGCAACUGCUUACGAUCGCUGAAUCUGCUGCCAGACGAGCAGAAGACGACGCUGUAAGCAUCGCAAGAAGUGUAACAGACAACUACGAAGAUCAGGAGUUCAGGAACUCGUUUGUCGAUAUUGCGCUUGACCUUGUUUUGGAGCAGCCGCUAAAGAUCCCUUUUAUCGCCGCGACCGUCCUCAUUGCAAACUUCCAGAAAUCCGAGCUCGUGUCCGACGUUCUCAACAAGUCAGGCGUGUGCUUGCAGAAGUACAUUGACGCUGGCGCGUGGCGCGAGGUCAAGCUUCUUCUGCGGUUCCUGGGUUGUCUCCAAUGUGUCUUCGAAGGGGAUGGCAUCUUCCCGAUACUGGAGGAGCUCUUUGCGCGUGCUGUCGACCUUCAAACAGCAUCCUCGGAAGAUUUGAUCGGUCUGGAGCUGGUGAAAAUUAUUCUCUUCACCAUUCCGUACGUUAUGGCCUCUCCAGCAGCCGGUUUCGAGUCCCAAGCCACCGCACUUCUGGAGAAGACAGACAUCAUCGCUUCCACCCCACAUACUCUUGUGGACCUGGUUAAUCCAUUCGGCCUGGAGAAUGGGAAGUCAAUUGCCACGCCAAGUGUCAUUAGCCUACUCCAGAAUCAGUUACAAAAAGAGUCCGGCCGGGGUUGGGAGCUCGCGUGUCUUCCUAGGCCAUGGAGAGGAGCAUUAGAGGCACUAAAUGCACAAGAGCCCGAGGAAGCACAAGAGGGGCAAGAGACACAGGACAAUGGCGCAGAGCCGAAGGCUUAUGAAAACGGCCCAAAGCAUGCAUUCCCCCAGAUCACUGUUCCGAGUCCGGUGAAGAAUGGAACAAGAGCAAUCUUUCCGGAGGUGUACCUUUCCGUGUACGCAAAUCAAGACAUGGAAACAGUCCCUCCUACUUCAGAUAUCGCAUCUUCCUUGCUGCGUGAUGCCCUCGUCGAUACCAUCAACAUUCUUGAUUUCAACCGCAUUGCGACGGCGAAGUUUUUGAUUGAUGUCGACUGCUAUUUCACGCCACACACCUUCGUGAAGCGAGCGACUCCUUUCGAUAGGCUGCGUGAUUUACCAGGAGACAUCAAUCUCUGGAAACCAGAGGAUGUUGCUGUGGACGCCGUGUUCUCCCAACUGUUCCAGCUGCCGUCUCCCGAGCACAAACUGGUCUACUACCACUCAGUUCUCACGGAGUGCUGUAAGAUCGCCCCGGCCGCGAUCGCACCCAGUUUAGGACGUGCCAUUCGCUUCUUGUAUCGCAGCCUGGAGACAAUAGAUUUGGACCUAAGCCAUCGUUUCUUGGAUUGGUUCUCUCAUCACUUGAGCAACUUUGGGUUCACUUGGAAAUGGAGUGAAUGGAUUGAUGACUUGGAGCUGCCUCUGGUUCACCCUAGGAUGGCUUUUAUCAAUGGUGCCCUCGACAAGGAGAUCCGGCUGAGCUUUGCACAGCGUAUUAGGGGCACUCUCCCUGACCCAUACCAAGACUUGAUUACGGAAGGGAAAGAGAAAGACACACCUGAUUUCAAGUACUCGUCUGAUACUACUCCGUAUGCCAACGAAGGCAGAGAAAUUAUGCAGCUGGUCCGCAAGAAGGCUAGCGAUGAGGAGAUCCAGCCACUUAUAAACGCAAUUGAAGAGCAAGCCAGAUCUCUCGGUGUCGAAGACCCGCUGCUGCCUUCAACGGACGCCUUUGUUACGGCUAUCUGCUUUGUUGGCUCCAAGUCUCUGUCUCAUGUACUGUCCUGCAUUGAGCGGAACAAGGAACGACUCCUGGCCAUCGGGCCCCAAUCUGCACAGGCGAGGCGUCAGAUCAUAACCUCCGUCAUGGAGUAUUGGGUUGAUCAGCCUGGCGUCGGAAUCAACAUCAUUGACAAGCUUCUCAACUACACCAUUCUGACCCCGCUGUCAGUCAUUGAAUGGGCACUGGUAGACAAGCUAGAGGCAGGAACCGUCCUUGCCAAAUCUCACGUUUUCGAGAUGAUCUCCGCCACAGUCGGAAAGGUCACCAACCGCCUGCGCCAGAUUGUUGCCGCACGUACUCAGCCAGGUCUCUACGAGCCGCAGCUCAGCGUCCUCGAUGAGACGCUCAGUCGUGAGAGGGUUGAUAUGCAAUCUCUUUUCAGGGUCAUCGAAGACUCCAUCGUCUCAGUGGCCGGCGGAAGCAACGACGAGCAGAUGGAAAGAGGAGAUGGAAGUGGAAACUUGCCAGAGGAUGAAAUCAUCCGGCAAUGGGGCCAGCGCUGGCUCAGAGUGUUCCGCAGGAAAGCCGGCGUCGAGGAAUCGUUCAUUGCGGAUGCCAUGGCCACAGCUACUCCUGUCGGCACAGUCGCUCCGCCUCCGGCUCCGGAAGAGACCGCCGCUUCUGAAAGUAUCCCGGCAGAUGGGGAAAUGGAUAUUGCUGAAGCCGAUGCGAGCGUGGACAUCGAAUGAGCGGGGGAGGAAUUUGAUUGGCUUUAAUCGGCUCAGAUGUGCUAGGGACGGGAGAUGUUCAAUUUUCAGUUCCAGGAUUUCUAAUAUUUAUUCUCUUCCCCCUUCUGUAUACAUACAUAAGUUAGGUUGUGGCACUUGUUUUUAUCUCGACCAAUUUCAGCGGGUGAGGGCGUUCAAACUAAAAAGCAAAAAGACUCUGAUAAAACCACUAAAGAGAAGAAGAGAAAAGAAAAGAAAGGAACUGUUU